AUGCUUUGCCUUUGCUUCUGGAGUGGAAGCCUCUCGAAACCAGAGAAGGCCCUGUUGUCACGACAACACAGGGCAACAAGCGAUGACCCAAAAAAGUGUGCCUACACCUUCCUGGUGCCUCAACAGAAGAUCACAGGGCCCAUCUGUGCAUCGGCUACAGGACCUGAGCCUGACAAGGACCGUGUGACGCGCAUGGACAUCGCAGACGUGAGGGAGGUUCUGUCCAAGCAGCGGCGGGAGAUCGAGACCCUGCAGUUGGUGGUGGAUGUGGACGGGAACAUGGUGAAUGAGAUGAAGCUUCUACGCAAGGAGUCUCGCAACAUGAACUCCCGCGUCACACAGCUCUACAUGCAGCUGUUGCAUGAGAUCAUUCGGAAGAGGGACAAUUCUCUGGAGCUGGUGCAGCUGGAAAACCGAGUCCUCAAUGUCACCUCUGAGAUGCUGCGACUCGCCUCUCGCUAUAAGGAGCUGGAGCUGCGCUUCUCGGCACUGGCCGCUGUGGUGAACAACCAGUCGGUGUUGAUCACGGCACUGGAGGAACAGUGCAUGCGUGGCUACGGCCGCCGCGACCUGCCAGCUGUGCCCCCACUGGUCCAAGUGGUACCUGAAAACAUUCCAGUGAAUAACAACCGGUUCACCAACGAGAUCCAGCGUGACCACAACCGCGCCUUCCCACGAGGCUCACGCAUGGACACCUCUCCCACUGCAAACCCACUGGGCAACCCCCCACCACCAGAGGGCACCCUCACAUCUGAUGGUCCCUUCCGUGACUGUUUCCAGGUACGGCAGGCAGGCCACAGCACCAGUGGGAUGUACCUGCUGAAACCUGAGGGCACAGACAAACUGAUUCAGGCUUGGUGUGAGCACGGACUUGACAACGGAGGGUGGACGGUGUUCCAGAGGAGGAAGGAUGGCUCUGUCAAUUUCUUCAGGAACUGGGAAAACUACAAGAAAGGCUUUGGGAACAUAGACAGUGAAUACUGGCUGGGUUUAGAGAACAUCUAUAACCUGGCCAAACAGGGCGACUACCAGCUGUUGGUGGAGCUGGAGGACUGGAUGGCCAAGAAGGUCUAUGCUGAGUACAGCAGCUUUCACCUGGAGCCUGAGAGUGAAGCCUACCGUCUGCGUCUGGGCACUUACCAAGGCAAUGCCGGAGACUCGCUCACCAGCCACAAUGGCAAGCCCUUCACCACGCUCGACCGUGACAAAGACGCCUUCUCUGGUAACUGUGCUCACUUCCAUAAAGGAGGAUGGUGGUAUAACGCCUGCGGACAGACUAAUCUGAACGGUGUGUGGUACUCGGGGGGCGUGUACCGCAGCAAGUUUCAGGACGGAAUCUUCUGGGCCGACUACGGAGGGGGAUUUUAUUCCCUCAAGUCCGUGCGCAUGAUGAUCAGACCAAUUGACUGA
Molecule: messenger RNA, 1410 nt
Organism: Chanos chanos (milkfish)
Lineage: Eukaryota; Metazoa; Chordata; Actinopteri; Gonorynchiformes; Chanidae
Gene: angptl1a
Product: angiopoietin-like 1a
Exons: 4
Coding region: 1-1410 (469 amino acids)
Biological process (GO): platelet aggregation; fibrinolysis; blood coagulation
Cellular component (GO): fibrinogen complex
Molecular function (GO): protein-macromolecule adaptor activity; extracellular matrix structural constituent
Source: RefSeq, a predicted model, not a curated record